UUGGUUACAAGGCCUGUCGUGAGACGGCUUUGCACCGGAAAUGAAAGCGAAGCUAGGCGGUUGCUAACAGACACCAUCGAAGAUAAAAUGUCCGACAGCGAUGGGCCAGCACCGGAGCCGGCUGGACUGGACGGUCUACCGCCACUUUACAGCAUUUCUAAGGGAGAAGUGGUCUCUGUGCAAACUUAUGGAGCCUUUGUCCGCCUGCCAGGAUAUAAGAAGGAAGGUUUGGUGCAUGUCAGUGAAAUGUCAGCCACGCGUGUGGAGAGCGCCUCAGAGAUUGUAGACGUGGGAGAAAAGGUGUGGAUUAAAGUCAUUGGCAGAGAGAUUCAAGGAGACAAGAUCAAGCUGUCCUUCUCCAUGAAAGCUGUCAAUCAGGGCACGGGGCGGGACUUGGACCCCAAUAACGUCAUGGCAGAGCAGGACGCUAGGCGACGAAGGCAGUUUCGAGACCACACGGGCAACAGGAUCACACUGGAGGCUGUACUCAACACCACAUGCACCAAGUGUGGCUGCAAAGGUCAUUUUACAAAGGACUGCUACUCUGCACCGGGAUUGCAGUACUCGCUAGUGCCGGAAGAGGGCGAUGAUGAACCACAACAACAACAACAACAACAGCAGCAGCAGCAGACACACACAGCUGCACCCAGGAAAGACAAAGACAAGAAGAAGAAGAAAAAGAAGGACAAGAAAAUGAAGAAGAGGAAGCGGGAGAGGAAGGCGUCGGAUAGCGACGACAGCAGCAGUGACGGCGGCGAAUGCAAACCCAAGAGGCAAUGCCGCGAGCACACUCGGGAGCGGGAGGAAAAGCCGCAGAAGAAGAAACACAAGAAGCACAAAUCUCACAAACACAGCUGAGAGGUCAGAACAUUUUUAUUUUGUUUUUUUUGUUUUUUUAACCAUGAUCUUUUCCUGCCCCAAAAAACAACACACAUCCUCCAUUUUCUCUCUGACAUAACCUUCAGCUGCACAUGUGACGUAAAAACGUUAUAACGCUCAGCUUUCUGACGUUUGCGGAUGAGUGUAACAGGAACCUGAUACCUUGAGGUGACAUUUGUCUACACACACAGACAACCUCCAUGUUAACGGUUACCACCAAUAAAACAUUUUUGAGGUAAAAAAAAAAAAAAGUCUUGUUUUAGCCUGUUUCUCUUGCAUUGUGCAUGCAUAUAUUAUUUCCAGAUGUUCGGCAGCGCUCCAGUCCAGUUGGUUGGCGCUGAUUCACAAGCCGUGGUCCGCCUAAAGAUGAUUAUUUUUUGUGGGCUGAAAAAACGUCUGGCUGCAAUAAUCCAACUUAAAAGCGAUUAACUAUUUUCUUCAUCUACGCCAGAGGUGUCCAAAGUGUGGCCCGGGGGCUAGUUACGGCCUGCCGCACAUUCUAAAAAUAUAAUUUGACAAGAUAACAUUAAAAAACAAAAUAAAACAACAGCAAAAAUGGAAAAAUCAGCAGUACUUUUACAAGAAUAAAGUUUAAAUAUUAAGAGAAAAAAGAUGUAAUCUGGCAUAAAAAAGUUGUAAUAUUUGAGAAAUAACAUUAUUUUGUUGAAAUAUUAAAGAAAAAAAGAUUUUUAAAAAAUCACAAUAUUAUGAGAAACAAAACAAAUAAAAUUUGUAAUUUUGGGAAAAUGGGGCUGCAGUAAAAGUUAUUUUACAUUAAAGGGGACCUAUUAUACUCAUUUUCGGGCCUUUGUAUUGAGUUGUGGAUUCCUACAGAGCAGCUACACACGAUAACCCCAACAGGAAGCCUUCUAGAUCACAUGUGUCAAACUCGUGCACUGGAGGGC
Molecule: messenger RNA, 1784 nt
Organism: Dunckerocampus dactyliophorus (ringed pipefish)
Lineage: Eukaryota; Metazoa; Chordata; Actinopteri; Syngnathiformes; Syngnathidae
Gene: zcchc17
Product: zinc finger, CCHC domain containing 17
Exons: 7
Coding region: 88-858 (256 amino acids)
Biological process (GO): RNA stabilization
Molecular function (GO): RNA binding; zinc ion binding
Source: RefSeq, a predicted model, not a curated record